Molecule: messenger RNA, 1185 nt
Organism: Colletotrichum graminicola M1.001
Lineage: Eukaryota; Fungi; Ascomycota; Sordariomycetes; Glomerellales; Glomerellaceae
Exons: 4
Coding region: 1-1185 (394 amino acids)
Source: RefSeq, a predicted model, not a curated record
AUGACCAGGCCCUGCCGCUCGCCGUUCCAGGUAGACGGAGCAUCAGAGACGUACUUUAUUAGACACGCCGGUGCAGCCGCUCUCGUCUCCUCCCCGGCCGAGCCCUUACCGACCAAGGAGGAACUCCUCGAGCUUUGCGACUCGGUGCGAACCUCCCUUCGCCAGGAGAAGAGCCUUGGGCCUUGCGCAGACAGAAUACAAGAACUCUUGGAGAGUGCUUUGAAGGGGGAGCUUCGGCACACUCCCUUCCUCGAUUUCGAGACAAUUCAAUACGCUCGUCUGGACAAGCUCCUCGCCGACAUUGUUGAUCCUGCCAACCGCCCAUCCCCGCUGCCCCUCCGCUUCCGUGCCGAUAUGGCUGUAGCCGAGAGCCUCCAAAAGAUGUGGAGGGCCCGGUUCCGCGAGCCAUACUUCGCCCUUGAUGAGGUGCGCCAGCGCAGCUUGCACACCGGCGGUGAGAUGCGCGACAUUCACUUCACCACUGCCGGCGUCGAUCCCCUCGAAUCCUGGACCGUUCACGACAGCUCCCGCGAUCCCAUCUCGGAGCUUGAAGGAAACCAGCAGUUUGAGCCUGGCCACUGGUGGCUGAAUCUGGCCUGCGCCUACCGUGAUGGCAUUCUCGGCACUGCUGUCGAGAAACCCACCAAGGGGAAAUAUGGAGUCACUGCCCUUCCACUCUUGACCGGCUGUGAGGAGCACGUUCGUGGCGACCUCUAUCGAUACGUCCGCGAGGGCAGCCUCUCUGACAUGCACGUCUCUCUCCUCACCAAGGUCGGCACCCGAAUUCGCAUCCUCAGGGGCUACCGCCUCAAGAGUACACUGGCUCCCAAGGCUGGCGUGCGCUAUGACGGACUUUACAUCAUCCGCCAAUACGGCAACAAGCUGGAUGCCAAUACAGACAAAUAUCGCCUUGAGCUCCUGCUGGAACACGUCGACGGCCAGAAGAGUCUCGAGCAGGUGCAGCAAGUGCCUCGGCCAUCGCAGAUGGAUGACUGGGAGGCGUUUAAGAAGCUCGAGGCCGAGAUGGUCCGUCGGUGCAAGGGCGAUGACGGCCUGCUGGACUUGAAGAUCCGCAAGGAGGAGGAGCGCAUCGACCGCGAGCACUGGAGAAGGUCGACAGAUUUCCGAGCUUCGCUGAGCCCAGAGGCCUGCGCGGGACUGGGGCAGGUUUUGUCUGCCCGAUGA